AUGGCUGUUCCAGGCACUCAGAUCUCCAAGCGCAGAAAGUUCGUCGCCGAUGGCGUCUUCUACGCUGAGCUCAACGAGUUCUUCCAGCGCGAGCUGGCCGAGGAGGGCUACUCCGGCGUCGAGGUCCGCGUCACCCCCACGGUAACCGACAUCAUCAUCCGCGCCACCCACACCCAGGAGGUUCUCGGCGAGCAGGGCCGCCGCAUCCGCGAGCUCACCUCGCUCAUCCAGAAGCGCUUCAAGUUCCCCGAGAACUCCGUCUCCCUCUACGCCGCAAAGGUCCAGAACCGCGGUCUCUCCGCCGUCGCUCAGUGCGAGUCCCUCCGCUACAAGCUCCUCAACGGUCUCGCCGUCCGCCGCGCCUGCUACGGUGUCCUCCGCUUCAUCAUGGAGUCCGGCGCCAAGGGCUGCGAGGUCGUCGUCUCCGGCAAGCUUCGCGCCGCCCGCGCCAAGUCCAUGAAGUUCACCGACGGCUUCAUGAUCCACUCUGGUCAGCCCGCCAAGGACUUCAUCGACCACGCCACCCGCCACGUCCUCCUCCGCCAGGGUGUUCUCGGCAUCAAGGUCAAGAUCAUGCGCGGCUCCGACCCUGAGGGCAAGGCCGGCCCCCAGAAGACCCUUCCCGACGCCGUCUCCAUCCUCGAGCCCAAGGAGGAGCAGUCCGUCGUCCAGCCCAUGUCCCAGGACUACGGCGCUAAGGCCGCCCAGGCCCAGGCCGCCGCUGAGGCGCAACAAGCGGAGCAGCAGCCCGAGGCUGGCGAGGAGGCCGAGGCUCAGUCGUAG
Messenger RNA from Colletotrichum phormii, 783 nucleotides. Its product is annotated as 40S ribosomal protein S3. The record is from RefSeq and is a predicted model, not a curated record. NCBI's taxonomy places the organism in Eukaryota, Fungi, Ascomycota, Sordariomycetes, Glomerellales, Glomerellaceae. Gene Ontology annotation, biological process: translation. Gene Ontology annotation, molecular function: RNA binding; structural constituent of ribosome. The coding region runs from base 1 to 783 and encodes 260 amino acids. The transcript is spliced from 2 exons. Gene Ontology annotation, cellular component: nucleus; cytosolic small ribosomal subunit.